Messenger RNA from Nerophis lumbriciformis (worm pipefish), 2550 nucleotides. RefSeq names its product activin A receptor type 1C (gene acvr1c). Gene Ontology annotation, cellular component: plasma membrane; signaling receptor complex. The record is from RefSeq and is a predicted model, not a curated record. Gene Ontology annotation, biological process: cell surface receptor protein serine/threonine kinase signaling pathway; protein phosphorylation; cellular response to growth factor stimulus. Lineage: Eukaryota; Metazoa; Chordata; Actinopteri; Syngnathiformes; Syngnathidae. Gene Ontology annotation, molecular function: ATP binding; transmembrane receptor protein serine/threonine kinase activity.
AGCCAUCGUGGGGCCAAAGAAAGUUGCAAGUGCAAGGUUGAUAAAGAAGCCAUCAUGGGGCCAAAGAAUGUUGCAAGUGCCAGGUUGAUAAAGAAGAGAAGCCGCGUCCAGCGUCCAGCGUCCAUGGGGGAGCCCACGCGGUUCUUGCCAUGACUCCACCCGCCCAGCUGAGCCUCCUCGCGGCGUGGAUCUUCCUCUGGCUGCUGCAGCGCAACACUGGUCUGAAAUGUGUGUGCCCGCUGUGCGACGGCGACGUCUGCGAGACGCCGGCCGACGGCGCCUGCUGGAACUCGGUCAUGUUGAUCGAUGGCCGGGAGAAGACGGCGCGGUCGUGCCUGUCGCCGUUGGAGAUGAAAGGUCAGGUGUUCUGCCACAGCUCCCCCAGCGUCUCCUUGAGGGAGUGCUGCUUCAGCGACUUCUGCAAUAACCAGACCCUGCACUUGCAGCCCGAGAGGCCUUUGGGAGAUCCGGACAGGAGCAACAGGCUGCAGCUGCCGCUGGUGAUAGCGGUGCCCUCCUGCCUGCUGUGCGUGGCCCUCGUACUCGGGGGGGUGUUUCUAGUGCAGAGUCAGCGCUGCCUGUACUUCGGGGCCCAGAAACACGACCCGGAAGAGGCCCUGGACGACCACAUGCUCAUGUCAGCUGACAAGUGUCUCAAAGAUCUCAUCUACGACAUGAGCACCUCCGGCUCUGGAUCAGGACUCCCCCUGCUGGUCCAAAGAACAAUCGCCCGCACCAUCGUCCUGCAAGAGAGCAUCGGGAAAGGGCGGUUCGGAGAGGUGUGGCGGGGAAAGUGGCGAGGAGAGGACGUCGCUGUGAAGAUCUUCUCCUCCCGGGACGAGAGGUCGUGGUUCCGUGAAGCGGAGAUUUAUCAGACCAUCAUGCUCAGACAUGACAACAUCCUGGGCUUUAUCGCGGCCGACAACAAAGAUAAUGGAUCUUGGACGCAGCUUUGGUUGGUGUCAGAAUACCAUGAACAUGGCUCGUUGUUCGAUUACCUGAACAGGUACACCGUGUCGGUGGAGAGCAUGAUGCUUCUUGCCUUGUCCAUAGCCAGUGGACUGGCUCAUCUCCACAUGGAAAUCAUUGGCACACAGGGGAAGCCAGCCAUCGCUCACAGGGACCUCAAGUCUAAAAAUGUCCUGGUGAAGAAGAACGGCGCCGCUGUCAUCGCAGAUUUGGGCUUGGCCGUGAAACACGACUCCAGCAGCAACAGCAUUGACAUACCGUCCAACCACAGAGUGGGAACCAAGAGGUACAUGGCCCCCGAAGUCCUGGACGAGACGAUCAACGCCAACAAUUUUGAGUCCUUCAAGCGAGCGGACAUCUACUCCUUGGGUCUGGUGUUUUGGGAAGUGGCCCGGAGAUGCUCCGACCGAGGACUUCAAGAGGAUUUCCAGCUGCCUUAUUAUGACCUGGUGCCUUCAGAUCCGUCCAUUGAGGACAUGAAGAAGGUCGUGUGUGAGCAGAAACUCAGACCAAACAUUCCAAACCAGUGGCAGUGCUGUGAGGCCCUGCGUGUGGCGGGCAAACUGAUGAGAGAGUGCUGGUACGCCAACCCCGCCGCACGACUCACCGCCCUACGGGUCAAGAAGACGCUGUCGCAACUGUCCAGCAUCAGAGACGUCAAAGAUUAGGCACGGCGGGGAUGACCGCCAGCAAAGGUACCCCCGCCCUCGGCCCCACACGGUCUUCAGAAUACAACCUCAGAGAGCCGAAUCAGGUUGUUGGUGCCAAAGAAGUGUGGGAGGUGCCUGUGGCAGCUUAGCACCAAUGUUGAACCAAACAUGUGUGAGUAGGAGCCAUGUCGUAAUAGAAAUCAUGUAAGAACACGUGACUUUUGCUACCUCAGAUAUUUAAAGUGCCCGAACGCUCGAUAAACCUUUUUGUGCCAUUUCUCGUAGAGAACAGAGUUGCUGCGUAAAUAAUGUGCUAUUUGCAAAGGUUUCUCUCUAAAAAAAAAAAAAAAUGUCACGCUUACAGGACAUCCAUAAUAAUGUGCUUAUUGUAGUUCAUACUCCAAAACAACAGGGGGCAGCAUUGAUCCUGCACCAAUAUUUGAAGGUAUCAAAGGGCAACUCUUUAAAGUUGAUUACUCACAGUGGAACCUCUGCAAUCAAACACUUCUAAUUGGUUUGGAUUUUUUUUGUUAUUAUUCUCAUCAGAAAUAUUGGAUACACAAAUAGUUAAUCAUAAAACAUUUUAUGAACCUGUCAUCAAAAAAUAAGUUAACAAAUAUUAAUCAAAUAAUUUAAUGACGGACGUGGUUGAAUGUAUUUUGAACAUGCGUGCAGUUACAAUAUGGUACAUCCCAUGUUUACACUUACUCAUUGUCCCUUAAGGAGUACUGAAUUUUCCGGACUAUAAGGCACACUUAAAAUCCUUUUUUUCCCCUCAAAACUCGACAGUGCGCCUUAUAACCCGGUGUGCCUACUGUAUGGAAUAAUUCUGGUUUUGUUUACCGACCUCGAAGCUAUUCUAUUUGGUACAUGGUGUAAUGAUAAGUGUGACCAGUAGAUGGCAGUCAAACAUAAGAGAUAGACUGCACUA